CUUAUUGCAACUCAUUGCUUUGAAUUUAAGGAACUGAUUUUUUACUGUGAGAAGUAAUGGCGUUGGCCGAAAUUUGCAAAAUUUCAAAUGCUUCGUACAUGAGGCCCACAGCAUGGGCAACUGACGACGUGAACGAGUUGAAGAGCUACGCCUCUAAUUUUGAAAAUCCGUACACAUUGGCUGCGCCGCCAUUUGCGAAUCCUGUAGAGAACUUGAAUAAAAUUCAAGCAAAUGCAGAUAAGACGGGCAUUAAGAUCGAAUUUGAUCACGGCACCACAACGUUGGGCUUCAAGUUCAAGGGUGGUGUCAUUUUAGCCGUGGACUCGCGCGCCACUGGAGGACAGUACAUUGGUUCGCAAUCUAUGAAAAAGAUUGUCGAAAUUAAUGAUUUCUUGCUGGGAACCUUGGCUGGUGGCGCCGCCGAUUGCGUCUAUUGGGAUCGGGUGCUGUCAAAAGAAUGCCGGCUGCAUGAGCUACGAAACAAGGAGCGCAUCUCAGUCGCCGCUGCCAGUAAAAUCAUGGCUAACAUCGCUCAUGAAUACAAAGGCAUGGGCUUAAGCAUGGGCAUGAUGUUAGCUGGCUAUGACAAACGCGGCCCCGGCUUAUACUAUGUCGACUCUGAGGGCUCUCGCACCGCUGGUAACCUGUUCUCAGUAGGAAGUGGCUCGAUCUUCGCAUAUGGUGUGCUCGAUUCUGGCUACGACUACAACCUGGAAGACGAAGCAGCUCAGGAAUUGGGCCGUAGAGCCAUUUACCAUGCCACCCAUAGAGAUGCCUACUCCGGUGGUAUCAUCCGUGUAUAUCACAUGACGAAGAAUGGGUUUAAGGUCAUUUCAAAUGAGGACUGCGAGAUGUUGCAUUACAAAUACCAGGCCGAAAAAGCGGCCCAGUAAUAUUAGACAUGUUCAUUUGAUUUAAACUAAUAAUAAACAACAACGGUUUUUAAUGGAACCACAUAA
This is a messenger RNA of Scaptodrosophila lebanonensis, 959 nucleotides long. It is a transcript of the gene Prosbeta5, whose product is annotated as proteasome subunit beta type-5. NCBI's taxonomy places the organism in Eukaryota, Metazoa, Arthropoda, Insecta, Diptera, Drosophilidae. The coding region runs from base 57 to 893 and encodes 278 amino acids. Gene Ontology annotation, molecular function: threonine-type endopeptidase activity. The record is from RefSeq and is a predicted model, not a curated record. Gene Ontology annotation, cellular component: proteasome core complex. The transcript has 2 exons.